AGAUAUCAGAUACAUUUUAUCACUCAGGUUGGGCGUGCUUGCGGAAGAAGUGAGACGAGAGAGUGCAGCGGAAGAUGCCUCGUCGCGUCGAAUUGAAUCGCUCUUAGCCGAUGUCUCUUCGUCUUCGGGGUUCGAUUCUGAAUCCUGUGUCUCAAAUCAAAUUUCUCAAAGAGGAUCGAACUUGCCCUGGUCUUUUCAGGCUUGCCGUCUUGGUUGGUGUCGUUAACUUGUAUCCGUCGCUUGAUUGAAAACUUAGGAGGAUUAUUCUGUUAUGCGAUCGGAUUCUAGAGAGUAUGCCCCCACUCAGGUUUUGCAGUUAGAAUGAGCUUCCAGAUUCAUAUCCAGGAUUCUCUUUUGUAUAUUAAGGAGCAUUUGUAUUUUUAAACAUCUUGAUUCUUGUAAUGAUUUCCCUGUGGAGACUUUGGGAUUGGUUAAAAAAGGAUGCAUGUGCAAAUUUUAUGUUCAAUCAUGCUAGAUGGUGGUCCAGUCUGGGGGGUUCUUCCCAUCCAAUUGUAGCUCAAUAAUGAGCGAUCAAAUUAAAUUCCUAGAUUGAUUGGGAAAGGUCUUGAAUACGCCAUCAAUCCAAUGAAUGCCAGAACAGGAGUUGGAUCUGUAAGUCAGAUACUUAAACAAUCCCCACCAAAUUCUGGUGAUGAUAAUGUUAGAUUGCCAGAGGUUAGCAUAUCAGGCGCUCCAAGACCUGUUUUGAAUUACUCAAUUCAAACAGGCGAGGAGUUUGCACUUGAAUUUAUGAGAGAACGAGCAAUAUCCAAGAAACUGAUUGCUCAAAAUGCACCCGGAGAUCAAAAUAUAACUACCACUUACAUGAACAUAAAGAAUAUGCCAAAUAUACCACAAACCCAGUCUGAAAGUGCUUCAGAUGCUUUAGUGUUUACAAAUGUCAAUAAUCGUGAUCUAAAGGAGAUUGAGAAGAAUAACUCGGUUGAUACUGAACAUAGAGGUCAUUAUGCAUCAUCAAGGUCAAUGCUACAUGUAUCAUCUGGUGAGGGAAGUAACCGAACAAUUUCACUUGGGCAUACUCCAAGAGCUUCUGACAUCUCAUCAAAACGGAUGAAAUUUCUAUGCAGUUAUGGUGGUAAGAUCUUACCUAGACCCAGUGAUGGAAAGCUGAGGUAUGUGGGAGGUGAUACACGUAUUGUACGAAUAAGAAGGGAUACUUUGUGGGAAGAGCUUGUUCUAAAGACAACAGCCAUAUACAGUAGACCUCAUAUGAUCAAGUAUCAAUUACCUGGGGAAGACCUGGAUGCGCUUAUAUCUGUUUCAUCUGAUGAAGAUUUGCUAAUUAUGAUCGAUGAGUACAGUCUUAUUGAAUGUAGUCAGGGAUCUCAGAAAAUCAGGUUGUUUCUAUUUGCUAUAGAUGAUACUGAUAAUGGAUGCUUUCACUUGGAGAAUAUGGAAGGUUAUUCUGAGAUCCAAUUUGUUGCUGCAGUGAAUGGCAUGGAUUUCGAUUCUGGAAAAUCUUCAUAUGGACAUGGAUUAUCAAACACUUCAUUAAGCGAUUUGAAUCAGUUGCUUAAUCUCAAUGUUGAAUCUGAAAUAGCUAAUGCUUACACAGGUAUAACUCAGUCAGCUGGUUUUGUUAUUGUCCCUGUAGCAUCUCCCACUACAUAUCCUUCAUCACUGCAGCAAAGCUCUUCUGCUGACUAUGAUAGUCAUUCACAUCGUUUGGAGGACCAUAGAUACCACUAUGUUGAUAGUCAUUCGCGUCGUUUUGAGGACCAUAGAUACCACUAUGUUGAAGGCGAGCACUAUUCUUACAAUCUCAUCAAUUCUUCUGAUAUAUGCCAAAAUUCAAAUAGCAGAACCUCCAUUCCUCUACAUGUGCCCUCUGAUUUUCAAUAUACAAGCAAUUAUACAGAUAUCGGCAUUUCUAUUCAACCAGACCAACAACCUUUCAAUCAAGGUGCGUCACAAGAUCCUUACUCUGGUAUAAGUUUGCUUGAUCAAGAAACUGCAAAGAGAGAUCAGAAUUUAGCAGCUGAUAGUUUCUCAUAUAAAAAAAUGGAGGAUGAGCAUAUUAGCUCCCACAUUCAUGAACCUAGUUCAACCAUGCAGCAGCAUGAUGUUUCCUUUUUGAGUCAUAUCCAUGCAGUAAGUAUGCAUGUCGUUUCUGAAAAAGAGAAUUUAACACUUGCUGUAACAAACAUAGGGAAGCAAUUAGAUGCUACGCCAGUAUCAUCUGUGAACUCUGUGAAUGCUGGUCACAAUUCUGACCUAACUGAAGAUGACCACUACUGUUGUGGCGGUUUGGCACCUAGUAACAUUGAUGAUGAAGCUGAUGCAUUUGAUGUAGGUUUCAAUAAUCCACCUUCACAGCCUUUCCGAGGUUACCAAUCUGCAAGUCUUCCCAGGGAGCAGUUAGAGUUCCUGAACCGAUUAUCUAAAUCUGGUAAUUCCCCUGGCUCUCAAUAUUUAAUAAAUCAGGCGUGCUUGCUUGCAGCUCAAGAAUCCAUUGUUGAAGGAGAUGAUAACAUAAUUGAGGGAGAGAUGGUCUCACAUUCUGAGAAGUCUUUAUUAUCUGCAAAACCACCAUGCCAAAGUAAUGAAACUAUCAAAGAUGAUUUCAUGCAGUUUGAAAAAAAUAAACAAUUGGUCAAUACACCUAGUGAAGCUAAUAAAUUGGAAUCUGUCUCCAUUCCACAUGGAUCAGAGACUGUUAAAAUUUCUCAGGAUAUCCAUAAUUCAACUAAUCAGGCUAUACAUGACCAACAUGAAAUUGUCUUCAAUCCUGUCCUUCAUGUAGGACCUGUUCAACAUGAUGGUAUCGCUGAUGAAAAAUGCUAUAAACAAGGGAGGAUGAUUCAGAAGCCUGAUUUUCAAAUUGCAUCUUCAAAGUCUGUGUCUGAUAACCCUUCUGUUCAUGAGGAAAGGAUCUUACAGGAAUCCAAUAUGAGCAAACACACAGACAAGCCCAUAAGUAUUGUUGAUAUAAAAGAUGCACAUGCUGAUGGAUCUUCCAUUAAACCUGUGGAAGGUCCUGUUCUUCCUGACAAUCCCUGGGCUGAAACAUCUAAUGAUAUCACAUAUAGUACUGAUGUUGGUGAUCAUGUUGCAUCUCUUGCUUAUGUUGACCGUAUUGCUGGAGGUCACUCUCUGGAGGAAUCUUCUGGACCUCCUGAGAGGAAAGAUAUUCUUAUUGAUAUUAAUGACCAAUUCCCUCCAAAUCUUCUCUCUGAUAUCUUUAGUAAGGCCAAAGAGGAUUUGUCAAAUAUAAAUCCCCCUCACAAAUAUGAUGUUGGAUUGACUCUGAACAUGCAAAACCAUGAUCCUAAGCAUUGGUCUUUCUUCAGGAUUCUGGCUCAGGGUGAAUUCAACCACAAAGACUAUUCUUUAAUGGAUCAAGAUCAUAUUAGUUACCAACCCCAAAUUGCACCAUUGGACAAUGAUAAAGUUGAUUUUGGUCAGACCAAUGCCCAAAUUGAUUUUAGUGAGAAAAUGCAAGAAUCAUCUAGCGCAAUGGUAGACAACAUGUUGCACAAGGGUGAAGGUCUGCAGGUAGAGAAUCCUUUUACAAAGUUUGGAGAGACGUUAAGAACUUGUAUUUCAGAAAAAGAGCAAUUGAGAUAUGAAGGUGGGGAAGCAGCUGAGCCAGAUUUAGAUGUUUCUGCUUAUGAUCUGGACCUUAUUAAUGUGCAGAUAAUUAAAAAUGAGGACCUUGAAGAACUACGUGAACUAGGUUCUGGCACUUAUGGCACUGUUUACCAUGGAAAAUGGAGGGGCACUGAUGUUGCUAUAAAGCGAAUAAAGAAGAGCUGCUUUACUGGUCGAUCACCUGAGCAGGAGAGAUUUACCAAGGAGUUCUGGCGGGAAGCUGAGAUUCUUUCCCAACUUCAUCAUCCCAAUGUGGUUGCCUUCUACGGUGUUGUUAAAGAUGGGCCUGGUGGAACCAUGGCAACAGUUGCAGAAUUCAUGGUUAAUGGUUCUCUUCGACAUGUUUUAUUACGCAAGGACAAGUACCUAGAUCGUCGUAAAAGGCUUAUCAUAGCAACAGACACUGCUUUUGGAAUGGAAUAUUUGCAUUCUAAAAACAUUGUACAUUUUGAUCUGAAAUGCGAUAACUUACUUGUAAAUCUUAAAGAUCAAUCACGUCCCAUUUGUAAGGUUGGUGAUUUCGGUUUGUCAAAAAUUAAGCGGAAUACCCUAGUCUCUGGUGGUGUCAGAGGCACACUACCAUGGAUGGCACCAGAAUUAUUAAAUGGAAGUAGCAAUAAGGUGUCUGAGAAGGUAGAUGUUUUCUCCUUUGGCAUUGUCAUGUGGGAAAUUCUUACCGGGGAAGAACCUUAUGCCAAUAUGCAUUAUGGUGCAAUCAUAGGAGGCAUUGUGAAUAACACGUUAAGGCCUCCAGUGCCUGCUACCUGCGACCUGGAAUGGAGAAGGCUCAUGGAGCAAUGCUGGGCUCCCGAUCCAAUGCACAGGCCAUCUUUUACCCAAAUAGCUGGCCAUUUGCGAGCUAUGACAGCGCAGGCGAAACCAGCCAAAUGAUAGUAUUAGAUCAGUAUACAUGCGAGCAUUCUAUUUUAUUGGUAUAAAAUUUUCCAGUUUGACGUGUAAUAUAUAUUUCUUUGAAUUGUGUGUGAACUACGAUAGAUCAACACAAGGCUGCUAUAUCUUAGUCGAUUUAGUAUGAGAUAUGCGCUCAGGAAGAAAGAGUGCCUUUAUAUCCAGUUGUAAUUUGGAUUGGCAAAGAGUUUAUCUAUUAGCUACCUCAGUUGAAAUAUUUUGC
Zingiber officinale is the source of this 4744-nucleotide messenger RNA. RefSeq lists its product as uncharacterized. The coding region runs from base 586 to 4503 and encodes 1305 amino acids. Gene Ontology annotation, cellular component: cytoplasm. The record is from RefSeq and is a predicted model, not a curated record. Gene Ontology annotation, molecular function: protein binding; protein kinase activity; ATP binding. The transcript is spliced from 10 exons. Gene Ontology annotation, biological process: signal transduction; protein phosphorylation. Lineage: Eukaryota; Viridiplantae; Streptophyta; Magnoliopsida; Zingiberales; Zingiberaceae.